AUGCGUGCAUCUACUACCAUCCUCGCCAUCCUUCUUCCUCUUGCCGCCCUGGCCAAUCGCGCUCCACAAGUCACCGACAACCCGCCGGACGUCGAGUAUGUCGCGACUCUCCCGAAUGGGACCACGAGCACCACGGGCUCGGUCACGAUCAGCUCCGGCUGUGCGGGCGGCGGCGAAGAAGGCGUCGAGGUCCAGGUCCGCAUCGCCGGCUUGCCGACCGAGGGAGGGCCUUUCCGUGAGUCAAACAAACAAAAGAGUACAUCUAUUCUUCAAGGUUGUCACGUGCUGACGCCGGAUCUCCCAGUCUACCAUAUACAUAAGCGGUACCUCGACGCCACUGGCGCUUGCUCGAGCGCCGGCGGCCAUCUUGAUCCGUUCAUGAACAACGGCACGGGCUGCAAUGCGACUGAUCCAGCGUCGUGCGAGGUCGGCGAUCUUUCGGGCAAGCAUGGGGAGAUUUCUGAUACGAUUUUCUCGGCCAGGUACGAUGCAAUCUUUGCGGUCUGAAUUACGAGAUUUCCGAUGCUAAUGGUGAACUCGUAGCUACCAAGACGCCUACAUCUCCGUUCAGAACCAGAGCUUCCCGGACCCGAAGAGCCCGUCUGUCGCCAUGCGCUCUCUGGUCGUGCACUUUGCCAACAAGACCGCCAUUACAUGUGCGAAUUUCACUUUGAACAGCAUGUAUGUUUGUUCGAGUUCAAGUUCGAGUGCGGGUGGUGGUUCUGGUGCGACCGGUUCACCCGGGUCGAAUGCUGGUUCUGGCGCAGGCUCAAGCGGCAGCUCGGGAUCGAAUGGUGCUUCUGGAUCAAGUGGCAGUUCAGGGUCGAGUGGUUCUGGAUCUGGCAACCCCGGCUCUAAUGGCGGAUCACCAUCUGGACAAGCAUCAGGUUCCGGCGCUGGAAGCAGUGGAAGUGGCGGGAAUCCGAAUGGGAGUGGAAAUGGAGGUUCCGUCGUGACUGUCACACAAAUCGUGACGGCACCUGUCAAUGGCGGAGCUCCAGCAUCAGGGGCGUAG
This is a messenger RNA of Lecanosticta acicola, 1015 nucleotides long. Lineage: Eukaryota; Fungi; Ascomycota; Dothideomycetes; Mycosphaerellales; Mycosphaerellaceae. The record is from the annotation of a GenBank genome assembly.